CCGCGGGCCUGUCGCCCGCGCGGAUCCCCGCGGUCCGGCCGUCCCGUGCCAGGAAGUGGCCGUCAGGAGCGCCAUGGCCCACUCCCCGGUGCAGUCGGGCCUGCCGGGCAUGCAGAACCUAAAAGCAGACCCAGAAGAGCUUUUUACGAAACUGGAGAAAAUUGGAAAAGGCUCUUUUGGUGAGGUGUUCAAAGGCAUUGACAAUCGGACUCAGAAAGUGGUUGCCAUAAAAAUCAUUGAUCUGGAAGAAGCUGAAGAUGAGAUAGAGGACAUUCAACAAGAAAUCACAGUGCUGAGUCAGUGUGACAGUCCCUAUGUAACCAAAUAUUAUGGAUCCUACUUGAAGGAUACUAAAUUGUGGAUAAUAAUGGAAUACCUUGGCGGAGGCUCUGCACUGGAUCUAUUAGAACCUGGCCCUUUAGAUGAAACUCAGAUUGCCACCAUAUUAAGAGAAAUUCUGAAAGGACUUGAUUAUCUUCAUUCAGAGAAGAAAAUCCACAGAGACAUCAAAGCCGCCAAUGUUCUGCUGUCGGAGCAUGGAGAGGUGAAGCUGGCGGACUUUGGAGUGGCGGGCCAGCUGACAGAUACCCAGAUAAAGCGGAACACCUUCGUGGGCACCCCCUUCUGGAUGGCGCCCGAGGUCAUUAAACAGUCAGCUUAGGACUCGAAGGCGGACAUCUGGUCACUGGGUAUAACAGCUAUAGAACUGGCGAAAGGGGAGCCCCCUCAUUCCGAGCUGCAUCCCAUGAAGGUUUUAUUCCUGAUUCCAAAGAACAACCCCCCGACGCUGGAAGGGAACUACAGCAAACCCCUCAAGGAGUUCGUGGAGGCCUGUCUGAACAAGGAGCCGAGCUUUAGACCCAUGGCUAAGGAGCUGCUGAAGCACAAAUUCAUAAUGCGCAAUGCAAAGAAGACGUCCUACCUGACGGAGCUCAUCGACAGGUACAAGCGGUGGAAGGCCGAGCAGAGCCAGGACGACUCCAGCUCUGAGGACUCGGACGCGGAAACAGAUGGCCAGGCAUCUGGAGGUAGUGACUCUGGGGACUGGAUCUUCACAAUCCGAGAGAAGGAUCCCAAGAAUCUUGAGAACGGAGCUCUUCAGCUGUCGGAUUUGGAGAGAAACAAGAUGAAAGACAUCCCAAAGAGGCCUUUCUCUCAGUGUUUAUCGACAAUUAUUUCUCCUCUGUUUGCGGAGCUGAAGGAGAAGAGCCAAGCAUGUGGAGGGAACCUGGGGUCCAUAGAGGAGCUGCGAGGGGCCAUCUACCUGGCAGAGGCCUGCCCCGGGAUCUCGGACACCAUGGUGGCCCAGCUGGUGCAGCGGCUGCAGAGAUAUUCUCUAAGUGGUGGAGGAACUUCGUCCCACUGAAACCCCUUGGCCUCUGGGGUUUUGUUUUCCCUCCUUUCUUCUGCAUCCUCCUUUUGAAAGUCGAGGAGAACCUUUGCCGGCUCUGCUGGAGGCGCCACGGAGGGCCACCCCCAAGGCCGCGACGUCCAGGGACACACUUAGCCCUCGCUGUGCCCAGCCUGAUGAAGUCUCUCGCAUGGGGUGGGGAGGGCCAGCUCCUUCAAGCAAUUAUUUUAUUUUUUUAUUGUUUUUAAUUUUAACCAUAGUGCACAUAUUCAAGGAAAAUGUCUUUGAAAACAAAACCCCUGAAGUGUAUAUUUGGGAUUGUGAUAAGGCAACUAAAGACAUGAAACCUCAGGUAUCCUGCUUUAAGUCGAUAACUCCCCCGGGGAGAUGGAGAAUCGCUGGUGGAUCUGUGUACAGACUGUAUAUAGCGUCAUUUUUACAGAAACCCCUUUGGCGUGCAUAAGGAAUCACUGUGUACAAAUCGGCCAAGUGCUUCUGUAGAUAAUGUCCGUGGAGUAAAUAUUUGACAGGCCAUAA
This is a messenger RNA of Marmota monax (woodchuck), 1888 nucleotides long. Its product is annotated as serine/threonine-protein kinase 24-like. NCBI's taxonomy places the organism in Eukaryota, Metazoa, Chordata, Mammalia, Rodentia, Sciuridae. Gene Ontology annotation, biological process: protein phosphorylation. Gene Ontology annotation, molecular function: ATP binding; protein kinase activity. The record is from RefSeq and is a predicted model, not a curated record.